This is a messenger RNA of Aspergillus terreus NIH2624, 1278 nucleotides long. RefSeq names its product SPFH domain-containing protein. Lineage: Eukaryota; Fungi; Ascomycota; Eurotiomycetes; Eurotiales; Aspergillaceae. Bases 1 to 1278 code for a protein of 425 amino acids. The record is from RefSeq and is a predicted model, not a curated record. Gene Ontology annotation, cellular component: membrane. The transcript is spliced from 2 exons.
AUGGAACUGGCCUCCCGACAGACGUCGAGGCUGCUCCGGCAUGUCUCCAAUCCCUCCCACCGCCUCAUUCAACCCUCUCGCUUUCCCGCCUUCACACCCGCUCUGAACCGCGUUCGCCGACGACAUGUUUCCACAUCACCGCGGAGGCUUGCUCCCGAAUCGUCACUUCUGAACUUCGGUUCAGGCUCCCAAUCUGCCGGCGUGCCGACGACGUACUUUUCGAACCGCUCCCCGCUUCCCAUGAACACCGUCAUCCGCUUCGUCCCUCAGCAGACCGCAUGGAUUGUCGAGCGCAUGGGCAAGUUCCACCGCAUUCUGGAGCCCGGCCUGGCCAUCUUGAUUCCUUUCCUGGAUCGGAUCGCCUACGUCAAGAGUCUGAAGGAGUCCGCUAUCGAGAUACCCAGUCAGAACGCCAUCACGGCCGACAACGUCACGCUGGAGCUGGACGGAGUGCUAUAUACCCGGGUGUUUGAUGCGUACAAGGCCAGCUACGGAGUGGAAGACGCCGAAUACGCGAUCUCGCAGCUGGCGCAGACGACGAUGCGCUCGGAGAUCGGCCAGCUCACGCUCGACCACGUGCUGAAGGAGCGCGCCACGCUCAACACCAACAUCACGCAGGCGAUCAACGAGGCCGCGCAGGACUGGGGCGUCGUGUGCUUGCGCUACGAGAUCCGCGAUAUCCACGCCCCGGACGGCGUCGUGGCCGCCAUGCACCGCCAGGUGACGGCGGAGCGGUCGAAGCGCGCCGAGAUCCUGGAGUCCGAGGGUCAGCGCCAGAGCGCCAUCAACAUCGCCGAGGGACGCAAGCAGUCCGUCAUCCUGGCCUCGGAGGCUCUCCGCGCGGAGAACAUCAACCGGGCGGCUGGUGAGGCCGAGGCGAUCCUUCUCAAGGCCCAGGCGACGGCGCGCGGUAUCGAGGCUGUCGCGCGUGCGAUUGAGGCCAACGGCGAGAACGCGCAUGGCGCGCUGAGCUUGAGCGUGGCGGAGAAGUAUGUCGAUGCUUUCUCCAACCUCGCCAAGGAGGGUACAGCCGUUGUUGUCCCGGGGAAUGUAGGGGAUAUCAGCGGGAUGAUCUCCAGCGCGAUGGCGGUGUAUGGUAAGGUGAACGAGAGCCAGGCUCGGGCUAUCGCUGCGAAGACCCUGGGCGUGCAGGAGCCGACGAAGACGGGGUCUGAGAAGCCUGAGACCUCUGGAGAUGGCGAGGCUGAGCCGGAGAAGUCAGAGGUGGCGGAGAGCGUGCUGGAGAGCUUCGAUCAAGCGAGCCAGCCGAAGCGGUGA